Messenger RNA from Neopelma chrysocephalum (saffron-crested tyrant-manakin), 429 nucleotides. Its product is annotated as sodium-dependent multivitamin transporter-like. Gene Ontology annotation, cellular component: membrane. The annotation marks the transcript as partial. Gene Ontology annotation, molecular function: sodium-dependent multivitamin transmembrane transporter activity. The transcript has 4 exons. Gene Ontology annotation, biological process: sodium ion transport; biotin transport; pantothenate transmembrane transport. Lineage: Eukaryota; Metazoa; Chordata; Aves; Passeriformes; Pipridae. The record is from RefSeq and is a predicted model, not a curated record.
CCGACACCCUGAUCCUCUGAUCCCCUGCCCCAGCUGGUGCUGCUCUUCGUGAUGGACGUGCUGCGGGACCUGCCGGGGCUGCCCGGGCUCUUCGUCGCCUGCCUCUUCAGCGGCUGCCUCAGCACCAUCUCCUCCGCCUUCAACUCGCUGGCCACGGUGACCAUGGAGGACCUGGUGCGGCCGCACUUCCCCGGGCUGUCGGAGUCGCGGGCCACGCUGCUCUCCAAGCUGCUGGCUCUGGGUUACGGGCUGCUGUGCCUGGGGAUGGCCUACGUGUCCUCCAUGCUGGGACCUGUGCUGCAGGCAGCCAUCAGCAUCUUUGGCAUGGUGGGGGGACCCCUCUUGGGGCUCUUCUGCCUUGGCAUGUUCUUCCCCUGCGCCAACCCCACGGUGAGUGCCCUCCCACCCAUGAGUGUGUCCCUCCCUCCC